CGUUGGACAGGCUGUCCUCCGCUCUCACAGACUGGGAGGAAGUGUUAUGACUUGCUGCCGUAGUUCUUUGUGAGGCAGACAGGAAUGCUGGUGUUUCAGAUUAUAGUCUUGAAGGGUGUGGAGCGAGCACUGUCUGUACCGCUGCCGUACUGUUCUCAGACCAGCUCAAAUCUCUCUUCUUCUCUACAUCCCACACGUCUCCAGCCGGUCUAACACUCUGCAGUAGUUUUCAGCAGAAAGGACUGGACACUGAAUCUCUUGUGAGUUGUGCUGCUGCGCUGGACUCCAUUCACAAGAAGGACACACAUUAUUUGACUGAAAGAUCUUCAGGUUGUUCGUGGGGGAAAUGGCAGCAAAGAUAUCCAAAGAAGAGCUGGAGGAGUUACGGGAAGCCUUCGAGAAAGUGGAUCUGAAUGGCAACGGUUUUAUCUGCGACUAUGAGCUGCACGAUCUGUUCAAAGAGGCCAAUCAGCCUUUACCGGGAUAUAAAGUGAGAGAGAUCAUCCAGAAACUCAUGGAGGAUGGAGACAAAGACAAAGACAACAAGAUCAGCUUCGAUGAGUUUGUCUCUAUCUUUCAGGAGUUGAAGAGCAGUGACAUCGCCAAAAGCUUCAGGAAAGCCAUCAACAGAAAAGAAGGCAUCUUGGCUAUCGGAGGAACAUCUGAGCAGUCCAGCGCCGGCACACAACACUCCUUCUCAGAGGAGGAACGCUUUGCUUUCAUGAACUGGAUCAACACGGCGCUGGAAAGUGACCCGGACUGUAAACAUGUGCUGCCCAUGGACCCAAACACCAACUCUCUCUUCAAAGCUGUGGGCGACGGCAUUGUGCUGUGUAAAAUGAUCAACCUGUCAGUGCCUGAUACUAUAGACGAGAGGACCAUCAACAAGAAGAAACUCACACCCUUCACCAUACAGGAGAAUCUGAAUCUGGCUCUUAACUCUGCGUCAGCCAUCGGGUGUCACGUGGUGAAUAUCGGCGCUCUGGACCUGCGGGAGGGUAAACCUCAUCUGGUGCUCGGUCUCCUCUGGCAGAUCAUUAAGAUCGGUCUGUUUGCUGACAUUGAGCUGAGCAGGAAUGAGGCUCUGGCGGCUCUGUUGAGGGAUGGUGAGACUCUGGAGGAUCUGAUGAAACUCUCUCCAGAGGAACUGCUGCUCCGCUGGGCAAACUACCACCUGGACAACUCCGGCUGGAGUAAAAUCAACAACUUCAGCCAUGACAUCAAGGACUCGCGGGCAUAUUUCCAUCUGCUCGAUCAGAUCUCACCUAAAGGACAGAAGGAAGGUGAAGCUCAUAUUGACAUCGACAUGUCAGGAUUCAAUGAGAAAGAUGACCUGAAGAGAGCCGAGUGUAUGCUUCUGCAGGCAGACAGACUGGGCUGUAGACAGUUUGUCACAUCCACUGACGUCGUGUCUGGAAACCCCAAACUCAACUUGGCUUUUGUGGCUAAUCUCUUCAACAAGUACCCAGCUCUGACCAAACCUGUCAAUCAGGACAUUAACUGGGGUCUUCUGGAGGGAGAGACAAGAGAGGAGAGAACCUUCAGAAACUGGAUGAAUUCUCUGGGUGUCAAUCCUCAUGUCAAUCACUUAUACGGAGAUCUUCAGGACGCUCUGGUCAUCCUGCAGCUUUAUGAGAAGAUCAAAGUCCCAGUCGACUGGAACAACAAAGUUAACAGACCUCCGUAUCCAAAACUAGGAGCCAACAUGAAGAAGCUGGAGAACUGUAACUACGCUGUUGAACUGGGAAAGACCAAAGCAAAUUUCUCUCUGGUGGGCAUCGGUGGACAAGACUUGAAUGAUGGAAACCCAACUCUUACUCUCGCUCUGGUCUGGCAGCUCAUGAGAAGAUACACUCUGAAUGUGCUGGAAGAUCUUGGAGACGGACAGAAAGCCAACGAUGACAUCAUCGUCAAAUGGGUUAACAAUACUUUGUCACAGGCUGGAAAAUCCAGCAAAAUAUCCAGUUUCAAGGAUAAAGAGAUCAGCUCCAGUCUGCCUGUGGUGGAUCUCAUUGAUGCCAUUCAGCCCGGCUCUAUUCACUACGAUCUGGUGAAGACCGGAGCUCUUUCUGAUGCUGACAAACUGGACAACGCAAAGUAUGCCGUGUCCAUGGCCAGGAAGAUCGGUGCCCGCGUCUACGCCCUGCCCGAUGAUCUCGUGGAGGUGAAACCCAAGAUGGUGAUGACCGUGUUCGCGUGUCUGAUGGGCAGAGGGAUGAAGAGGGCAUAGAACGUCACCCCGCGCGGACAAUCCAACGCCCACAUCCUACCCACAAGCCAUUUGCUGGUUGAAAGGCUUUUGGUUCAGUAAAUCCAUGACAACCACAAUAAAACGAAAUCCAUUGCCAGCAGAUGUUAAAGAAUCUGGUUUGGCGGGACUACAGGGUUGAGGGAAUGGGCUUCAAGAUUUGGGAAUGGGGAGGGAUGGAUCUUUUAGAGCAAACAUUACGAUUCCCACAGACAGCAGCUGUGAAGGAACACGCCUUAUGUCAAAUUCUGAGUUGCGAGACGUUUUGAUCCGAUCCUCACUCUGCUUUGUGUACUUUAUUUACCUAACUGACAUGUCCAAUCUGAAAGCUUUCUAACGUUUAGCGUGACCAUCAUCACAUCUGGCCUUACUAGAUGCAGUAUUGCCUCUAUGCAGCACAUGAUUGUUGUUGUUUUCCAGUCGCUUCCCUUUGUGUUUUAUACAUGUUAUAAACAUGUGCUGUGUAAACAUCGCCGUUUUCAACACAUUCCACACUUAAAAUGUCAUUGUGCUAUCUGUCUCAUGUAUAUGUAUAAUUGAAAAGGCUUUUUACGCACGAGACGGAUGGAACUAUGCAUGAUAUCUCUAUAUUUUGUUAUUUAAAACAGCACAUUUAUCAGAAGAUGAUGCUCAGCGUUUGGGCUCGGGAUGUAACUGGAAGCGGCUGCGGCGUGAUGUUGAGUAUAGACAGACACAGCUUGCACCAAAUGUCUGCAUGUAACCAAAAACAUCUUACCAAAUAAAUCAAAAGAAUAAAGCCCUUCAUAUUUCA
Triplophysa dalaica is the source of this 3020-nucleotide messenger RNA. RefSeq names its product plastin 3 (T isoform) (gene pls3). Lineage: Eukaryota; Metazoa; Chordata; Actinopteri; Cypriniformes; Nemacheilidae. The transcript has 17 exons. Gene Ontology annotation, molecular function: actin filament binding; calcium ion binding. Gene Ontology annotation, cellular component: cytoplasm; actin filament bundle; actin filament. Gene Ontology annotation, biological process: actin filament network formation; actin filament bundle assembly. Bases 347 to 2230 code for a protein of 627 amino acids. The record is from RefSeq and is a predicted model, not a curated record.